Molecule: messenger RNA, 1055 nt
Organism: Dacryopinax primogenitus
Lineage: Eukaryota; Fungi; Basidiomycota; Dacrymycetes; Dacrymycetales; Dacrymycetaceae
Exons: 2
Source: RefSeq, a predicted model, not a curated record
GUUACGCUUCUUCAAUAUCUCCUCAUACUGCCCAUAUGGCUUCCAGAUAUUAUGAUCAAGAGCAUGGGAGAUACCCGCGCACCGACGAGCUGUGGCUGGAAGCCCCAAGCAACCUCUUUCGAGACGAUCGUAUCGAUGAUAGUCCUGCAGUGUUUGAGCCUGUACUGUCGUUACCGGGGCACAAUGGCGAUGGUGCAUUCAACGUCACACAGGCGUCGCCUGGACACCUCUCUCCGACGGCAGAGUCCUCUCGGUACUCAUUGAAUUCAUCGUUGCUUGAUUCUCUCGCGGCGCGCUCCCCUGGCAGCAGCGAACCCGUACUUGUGUCACGCGAUUCUGCUGCGUCGGGCUCGCUCACGUCAUGGCAAGACGUGGGUACGUUGGCUAUGGCGCCCCGGCGUCAAAGCCAAAGCCAACCCUCGGCGGAGCCGCAUGAUGAGGUGUGGCAAUGGUCUGUCAACUCCUCUUCUCGCCUUGGAAAUGAGACCGACUGGGUGUCUCCUUCAUUUCCCUCUUCAUUCACCUUCCUGUCUGGUUCCGAUUCGCAGCCGUCGGGGACAGAUACUUUGGAAAUGAGUAUCGAUUCCGAACAUUGGCGACGUGUCCGCGCGCGUUCUCGAAACAUCUCAACCUCUACGUUAUCGCGUGCAGAAGCCGAGGCGUAUCUCGCACGUCGGAAACAGAUGGAAGGCGUCGAGCCGUUGAAGGAAACGUUUUGGGAGGCUUUGCUUCGAACUCUGCUGAUGCUCGACGGAGCAACAUUACGGUUGCUAAAGGGAGAGGAGGGUGGCUCCUUAUUCUUCGACGGGAAAGAAGCACCGCUCCUUGUGGAACGUGUCUCAGUCGAUGAGGUGACCAAGCAACGGUCGGAGCGUGCACUCACGACAUUCCUCUCUCAUGUGGCCGCUUCUCUAUCAUCAUCUACCGCCUUGAAACGUGGUCUAUCCAUUCUCCCCGUGCGUCAAGCUCCCCCUGUAUCAGUGGCCACCACUCCAAAAGCAUCCCCUGAUGACAUCAAGCCGGCGACUAGCUGGAUGGCGUCUACUGCCGGAGCA